AUGGAAGGGAAUAAUAACAAUAACAAUAAUAAUAAUAAUAAUAAUAGUACCGAUAAUAAUAACAAUAACAAUAAUAAUACAAAUGACUAUAGUAACAAUGGUAUAACUAUAGCAGCCAAUUUAAAAGGCAAUGGUUUCAAAUUAACUCAAAGAACAAACUAUAGUGAUCUUAAAAAGACAUUAGAUGACAAAAGAGUGACAGCCUUUACAUUGAAUACACUCUUUCAAAAGUAUUCACAAGUAUUUACCAAAGCUAAAUUCAUAGAGAACUUUCCUGCUCCUCCAUCAUUGUAUUGUAAUUUUCAUAAAGAGGAUAGUGUUCAAUCUUAUUUUGUAUUUUGUGAGCAAUGUUUAACUGUCAUUGAGAAUUAUUGCUUAUAUUCUCAUCAACAUUUGGAUGACCAUAACUUUACAGUGUAUGUAAGUGAGGGUGGUCUAUGCGAUUGUGGAAAUGAAAAUGUAAUGAGUAGAGGAGGAUUCUGUUCGAAUCAUUCGAUAGAGGGAAGGGCAGAGAGAUCACGACACGUUAAUCCAUUGGGCGAUCAUUUGGAAUCAUCUAUUCGGUUGUUUGUCAGACACUUGAUGCGAUAUCUCAAAGACACGAUAUGUGUCAGUGGCAUGACCGAGUCAAAGUUGGCUGCUGACGAUAACAAAACAGCAUCGAUCGAAGCCAUCUGCCACUACCUCAUCGAUAUGACAUCAGAGGCAUCCCACAUGCUUCGUAUAGUUUGCGAAGAGUUGAUUGGCACUGAUCUCAGUCCACUCGAAAAGAUUUCAUCGACUGUUGAAACCACUGAGCAGUGGAUCAACCAAGCUCGAAAACUCAAGGCAUUACCCUCACUUGCCCAAUCCUCUUUUCUUCCACUAUACUUUGACAAAAACUCGCCACUCAAUCUAAUGAAUGCAGUUGUGCCAAACUACUCUUUUGGGUUGUUUGCUCUAUACCCUUUACUCCUCCAUCUCGCAAGUUCUAGCAGACCUUUUAGAUACACUCUAAUGUGUUAUUCAGUACGUUCAUACUAUCAAACCAAUAUAGAUCAUUUCUUAAAACCUCCCAUUGGAAUUGUAAAUAUUUUCUCAAAUUGUUUUAUUGGAGAUUUAUUCCUUUUACAAGCUGUAAUAUUGUCAGAUUUUAAUCCAUUCAUUUCAAAACCAAAUACUCAUUUAUUAAUUGAAAUCAUGCGUUUAAAUAUUGAAUUUAUAACAAGAAUGAAACCAAUUUAUUAUGAAUUUUCAUCAACCAAUGAAUUGUCAUUGACACCAACCGAUCUUUCACAUGUACCAAAGUUAUUAGAGAGUGAAAACAUUAUGAGCUUUGUUGUGAAUAAUGAUCAAGAUAGAGUAUUGACUCUAUUGUUUAAACAUUCGUUGGGAUUCCAUGAUCUGUCCUAUAUCGAAACUCCAAGUGGACAGAAUCUAUUUAGUGUCAAUCAUCAGGAAAAGACACUGUGCAAAAUCAUUCGUGAAUUUUUAAAAUAUCGGGGACCUGGACACGAAAGCAUUGGUGACAGAAUAUUCACUUUUCUAUGUCAGACUAUGGCCGAUAUUACCAUUGUGCCACUCGAAAGUCUCUCUUAUGACUAUCCACACUAUCCAGUCUACAAGAUGAUUGCUACCUUUUUAUUGGACCGUCCAAACUACUUGCAGCGAUUCAUUCAAGCUGCCGACAAGCAACAAUCGAUACAUGCACUACGAAUCAUAUUUAUGUUUCAUCUUCGUCAACUCAAUUAUGUUGGUACUCUAAAGAAUGGAACCGAUCUAUUCCAGGAACAACAACACCUACUCUCUCUAUUCAUGUUACAAGUUUUAAUGUUAAAAGUUGGUCCAAAAGUUUUUAUUGAUACUAUUUUUGAAUGUAGACCACUUGUUCUUAUUGAAUCAGGUUUAGUAUCAGCAAGAAUAUCAAAAGUAAUUAUAUCAACUUUACAACUGAGACCAACACUUGAACCAAAUGAGGAGGAUAUUAGAUACCAUUUCACACAAUGUAUUGGUAUAGGUCUCGAUAUUAUGGUGUUUCAAGGAAAGUUUAAAGAAUUUAUUUUUGAGAAUACGGCGCGAUCAAAGAUCAUCGAGGUGAUUACAAACGAUUUGUUGGAUGAAAAGAGACAAUUGAAAAAGGAGCAUUGGUGUUUACUCAAUCGAUACUAUCCGUUCCAUCUGACAGCCAACCAAGACCACAAGUUCAAAUACGAGUUGGUCGAGGGAGGUGACAGUUGUCCGCCACCACUCCCCAAGCUCGUUGCUCCAUUGGACGAGAUCAUGUCUGUUCUCGACCACCCCCAUCUUAUGGAUCUAGUACGUCAACUGUUGGUUGAAAAGCACAAGGGCUGCUUGGUCAUGGAGGGCUGGAGAAAUCCUCGUCCACAGGAAUACGCCUAUGUCAUCAACGACUGUCUCUAUCUGAUUGCCGUCAUCCUCAAAGGCUAUCAAGAAUACAGACUACCCAAAUUAAACGAAACCUAUAGACAAAUGCUCAGAGAGGAAAUCGCCAAUGGAUUGGCUGGAAAACAUGCAAACUUUAAUAAUAGUGUCGACUGUCUGCUUAGUAUCACAUCCAAAGUCAAGAUCAUCAACCAAAAUGGUUUUGAACCUUCCUUUGAACCAGACUCUUUUUCAAUUUUAGAUGUAUUGAUCAGUCGUUGGAAGUCGACCAAGGACACUGUCAACCAAGAGUUUAUACCUCUUCUCAAACACAUCUUUAGCACCCUCGUUGAAAUCGACGCUCAAUUCAAACAACAUCUCGAUUCAUUGGGUAUCAUCGUAGACUCUUCUGCCGAAGAAGAUCAAAAGAAAUUACAAGAUCACAAGAAAUCAGUAUCGGACAAGAGAAAACAAUUAAUGGAGAAAAUGAAAUUACAACAACAAGUAUUUAAAAAUAAUAUAUUUUCAGAUGAUGAAGAUGAAAAGGAAAAGUCAUCUCCUUCAUCACCAUCAUCACCACCACUACUACGACAACAACAACAACAACAAGAUCAAGAUCAAUCACAACAAGUGGAAAAUGUGGAAAUGAUCAAUGUAGAAAAAGAAGAAGAGGAAGAAGAAAAUGAAGAAGAAAAGAAAGAAGAGGAGGAAGAUGAAGACAAGGAUAGAAAAUGUGUAGUUUGUGAUUGUAGAGGAACAGAGGAUUUAAUGUUGAUUGGAAAUUUAGGACUUCAUCCACAUGUAUUAGUGGCAAGAGAAAACCAUCAAAGGGAACUCAAUGCAACAUUGCCUGCUCCACUACUCGCCAAAUACCUUUCCUAUGUCUCGACACAAGAAACCAAGACAACAGACAGGAUUACUCUGUUCAACUCACGUCUCCACCAAAAAUACUAUAUCACUUCGUGUGGACAUUUUGGCCAUCGAAACUGCAUUGAAAGUCUCUAUGAAACAUACUCGAGUGGGUUCAAAUGCCCAUUGUGCAACAGCAACUCGAAUAUGAUGUGUCCUAGAAAGGAUUUAACUGUCCUCUUUGAAAACGUUGCCAAUGCAGAAGAGUUGAUGGGCAGCGAACUCUUGACCACCAUCAUAUCAAGUUCCGACUUUAUGUUGUACUUUUGGAAGGUCGUCUUUCAAAAUGCUCGUGCCCUCGAAAUCAAGAGUCGUCGCUACACCAACUUUAACAAAGAUCCCAACGAAAAGGGAUACUUUUGUAUGCAGCAGUCAGGUUUUGACAAGGAGUACUAUCUCUUGUCGGUGCUCUUUGAAAACCUGAGUCUUGCUAGAGCACGAACCCACGAAGACCAACAGAAAAUCAAUACAGACUUGAAGGGCCAUAUACUCAACCGAGCCGAUCCCCUUGUAGCCUAUGGACUCUACAAGUACAUCUAUGUAACCGACUCAGUACAAUGCCCCAUUCCAAUUCAAGAGCUACAGCGAAACAAGAUCAGGGAAUACUUGGUCGCCAACACUACACACUUUUACACUACCAUUGUAAUGGACCUUUUCUUUAAAAAUAAGGGACUCUCCUCUCCCACAGACACUGACUAUGAUAUCUUUAGAACUGAUGUCUCUGCACUUCGUAGUUUGAUCGAUGGCUCAAACGAACAAGCCAAUCUCGAGAGAUUCCGAGAAUACCUAUUACCAUACUUUAGAGAGUUGUAUCUUUUAGACUCAUUUUUUGAUAAUUUCGCCAAUGGAAAACGUAUUUCCAUCCAAUCACCCAAUCAUUGUCGCCUCGACUUGAACGACUUUGACUCUAUCGAUUUCCUCUACACCCAUCUCACCAAAAAGGCCGAUAUCCCACUUCCAUCCAUGUGUGAACUCAAAGAAGCCAUCAUCGAACAAAUAUUCAUGCCAAUUCGUUCACUCUAUUAUUUCCCGACCCCAACUUAUACCAAUCCAAUUAAAUUUAUUGAUUUCCCAACUAAAUAUAUUGAAAUGAUUAAAAAAUAUGUUUAUCCUGAUACACAUUAUUGUGUACAAUGCAAGAAUGUAUUGAAUGCAGUUUGUUUAAGUUGUGGAAAACAAUUGUGUUGUUUACAUACAUGUCCAUUAAAUGUACGAAAACAUAUGGAAGGAUGUUCUGGAUCAGUUGGAGCAUUUAUAAUGGCCGAGAAACCAAUGGCCUAUGUACUCACAAGCACAAACUCUUACACAAUCCAACUAUUUAAAGGACCCGAUGGUAUUGCCAAUCCAGCACCCAACACAAACUUUGUAGUCGAUUUGGCCGAACUUAAAAGAUUGUUCAUUCAUUACAUUAAUCUCACCAAUUCAACUGAUAAGUUUAAUGUUUAUUAA
Cavenderia fasciculata is the source of this 4719-nucleotide messenger RNA. RefSeq lists its product as uncharacterized. Gene Ontology annotation, molecular function: ubiquitin protein ligase activity. Gene Ontology annotation, cellular component: cytoplasm; ubiquitin ligase complex. The transcript is spliced from 7 exons. The coding region runs from base 1 to 4719 and encodes 1572 amino acids. Lineage: Eukaryota; Evosea; Eumycetozoa; Acytosteliales; Cavenderiaceae. The record is from RefSeq and is a predicted model, not a curated record. Gene Ontology annotation, biological process: ubiquitin-dependent protein catabolic process via the N-end rule pathway; protein ubiquitination.